Molecule: messenger RNA, 651 nt
Organism: Linepithema humile (Argentine ant)
Lineage: Eukaryota; Metazoa; Arthropoda; Insecta; Hymenoptera; Formicidae
Source: RefSeq, a predicted model, not a curated record
AUGGAAACUGGCUUAAUCCCGCCAAAUAUAAACUUUACACAAAUACGGAAAGGUGUUAAGGCUUUUGAAGAUGGAACUAUACGCGUGGUGACCAACACAACACCGUGGAUUUCUGGAUUUAUGGGUAUCAAUUCAUUCGGUUUUGGUGGAGCCAAUUGCCACAUCUUGAUGCGAAGUAACACAAAAGAAAAGAUCAAUAAAGGAGCGCCGAAUGAUAAUCUGCCCAGACUCGUUGUCCUGUCUGGACGUACCGAACAAGCAGUUCAAUCAUUUCUAAAUGAGAUCGAAAACCAGCCGAUAGACGUCGAAUAUGUACGGCUAUUGCAUGAUCUUUACGCAGACGAGAUGAAAAAUCAUCCUUACAGAGGAUACGUGAUUGUCGAAUCCAAAACGCCGAUCAAAGCGGCAAAAGAAAUAAAAUAUUAUUCAGGUGAAAAAAAACCGAUUUGUUUUGUGUUCUCUGGAAUUGGAUCGCAAUGGAUUGGCAUGGGUCAAGCGCUACUUCAAUUCCCAGUAUUUUCCAAAACCGUAGAAAAAUGCGAUGCGAUUUUAAAAAUGCAUGGAAUGUAUAUUAUUGACAUAUUAACGAGUAAACAUAAGAAUAUUUUUAACGAUAUAUUGAAUUCAAUUGUGGGCAUCACCGUAAUGCAG